UCGGUAUAAAUAUCGCCGUGAACAACAUUGCCAUCACGAUCAGCCUUCGUCGUUCAUGAUCAUGGGAGCUUUAACCAAUUUAGCCAUUCUUUCCUUGACACUUGUCUCCAGGGUUGCCUCUCGAAACCUUGCUUCCCAAUCCUUUGUGCAACUGUCUUCCAAUCCCGAAUCAGGUCCCAUUCCUUAUUGUGAGAACGGCAAAUGGAUCAGUUGUGAGCAAGUCACCGUUGACCUGAUGGCAUUGAGAAGCAACCAACCCUUGAUUCUGCCCAAUGGAGAGAAGGUCAGCCCUUUUGAAUCCUCACCAGGAUCCGAGUCCGGAUCAACCACGGCGUUUUAUCAAUCUGAGGACCUGUUGAACUCCAUGACCAUCACUUUCUUCGCCUCGGGCUCCAAUGAAGUCAAUGCCGUCCUUCAUGAGGGCGACCAAGUAUUCAACUUGGCGCCUUGCGACCAAACUGGUGGUGAAUGUCACGUUUUAGCCGAGGAGGAUCCCGACUUGUUCAAUGUGGAGGAGACCUCGACCAACUCCACAAUGAGGGACUUGGAGUUGAUGACCAAGACCGCCAUAGAGCAACUCACUGAUGUGGAGGACCGACAAGAGCAAGGUCGAUUCCAACAAGAUUCUGAUGGGACGUACGUGGCCACCAUCAAGAUCUACUACACCAAUCAAUUUGCCCAAACCGUAUCUAACGUGAAUGCCUACAUCUCGAACAUGAUCAGUCAAGCCAAUGCUUGCUUCAGGAACUCACAAACCCAGAUCCGUUUGUGAUUGCUCUGUACCCAACAACUGAACAACAUCACUGAAAACCGAGAUCCGGGUCAAAUUUUGACCCAAUUUGUCAACAUUAAAGGUGAGGAGGACCACUGUGGUAUAUUCAAUUGUUCCU
Tigriopus californicus is the source of this 890-nucleotide messenger RNA. RefSeq lists its product as uncharacterized. The transcript has 4 exons. NCBI's taxonomy places the organism in Eukaryota, Metazoa, Arthropoda, Copepoda, Harpacticoida, Harpacticidae. The coding region runs from base 56 to 772 and encodes 238 amino acids. The record is from RefSeq and is a predicted model, not a curated record.